AGUAUGAGACAUAGUGAACUUACUGCAUUGUUCACCGACGUACGUGCCAAUCAUCAACAGCAUGUUUACGGUCACUUCAGGAUUAAGCAGUAUAAGAAGCCCAGUGUGCUUCAAUCGCCAACUCGAAAAUGAGCAAAUCUUCCAAAUCACAAACAGCGAUAAAGCUACCGAGUUUCCAGACCAUUAACGACAGCUUAUUUUCACGAAGUAGAAACACAAAAAUGUUUCAAUUCAUCAAGAAGCUUUUUAAACGACGCAAUGCCGAUCGUGGCGAAUUUCACAAAUUCAGCCAGUUGCCCCAAGAAAUACAGAACAUGAUCUGGGCCUAUGCUCUCUGUGUGGAUGCUCCGCGGGCCUACUUCGUGGACGUCAAAGAUUGGUUUCGCCAGCCAUGGCAAGUGAAAGCAGUACACACUCUCCCAACAAGCCUUGGGGAUUUCCCUCUCCCGCCCGCAUCAAACCCCAACAGCGACUACGGUCUGAUGCGAGUUUGCCGUGCGUCUUGUGAAGAGGUCACUCGAAGCUGGAGUCUUUGGCAGCCACGGGUCCCUGCGCGCAUAGUUCUCGCCAACUCACAUGACGGUGGCAGGAGGGCAAAGGCAUUUAGCAGCCUUUACAUUGAUGCAACCAGUGACUUGGUCCUGAUAGAUAGAUGGUGGCAAGAGCGCCGCUCUGUAAGUUCAUUCCAUGGCGUUACCGAAUUCAUGCUGCCAGGGAACAACCGAUACCAAGGUCUAGAAACUAUCAGAACCGUGGCUGUACCGGUCGACUCCAACCUCGAGAGAAGCUAUAAGCCCCAGUAUCUGAUUCAUCUCAAGGCGUUGUUUCCUGCAUUGCGAACAUUGUACCUAUACCUGCAGCCAAGACUCUUGAUUCCAGCCGAUUCACGCCAACAAGAGAUGCCCAUGAAUUUCCUCGCUCCUGAGUCUCGGAAAGACCAGGUGCCUCCAGCAAGAUUCAGGGCUCGCGGUCGCAUCUUCUACGAGAUCUGUCCCGUGAAGAUGAGAUCAGCCGGACUGCUUGUGCCUAGCUUCGAGGACGAUGUUAUUACCAUCAAGUUUAUGACUUGGCAGUGGAUCCAGUGAGGUCUUCUAUAUCCGUAGGAGAUAUGUACUUGAGCCUUUGGGGGAGAUCUGAACUCAGGGGGAGAUAAUGGUUAAUCAGGCUGGCAUUCGGAUCUGAUAUGGUGCAUGUUUAAUGCUCGGCAUUGCAGUAUCGGGCUUCCUAUGGGCGUUGAUGAUGAUUUGAACGUAUAUUUAUAAAUUCAGCUACAUAAAAAUACCUUAGAUACUCUCAUGAUAUGUCUUUCAG
Molecule: messenger RNA, 1311 nt
Organism: Fusarium odoratissimum NRRL 54006
Lineage: Eukaryota; Fungi; Ascomycota; Sordariomycetes; Hypocreales; Nectriaceae
Exons: 1
Coding region: 129-1085 (318 amino acids)
Source: RefSeq, a predicted model, not a curated record